This is a messenger RNA of Paramecium sonneborni, 1067 nucleotides long. The record is from the annotation of a GenBank genome assembly. Lineage: Eukaryota; Ciliophora; Oligohymenophorea; Peniculida; Parameciidae.
AUGCCAAUUUAGGAUGCUUUAAUUGUAUUUACAUAUUUGCUUCCUAUUAUAAUAAGUGUUCUAUAUAUUUUAGGAAUGGCAGCAAAAUUCAAUGAUUUACAAUCCAAUUUCUAAACUUAAUCUUUUCCUUUUAAUUAUUCAAUCAUUUUGCAGAUUGCAUUAUUAACUCUAGAUAUUUGUAAAAUUAUUAACUACUCAGAGCUGUUGAAUUUAUUGAAUUCAUUCUAAUGAUAACUUAACAUGACUGUUUAUACUAUUAUUUUUCUGGAUUUACUCUUCAUUAAUAUUUUCAACAAUUAACAUGUAAAUCAUUUAUGUAAAUCAUUUUAAUAGUUAGACUCUAUACAGAUUUAGUCUUAUGAAUAUAAGAAAUAGAUGUCUAUGUUUUUUGUUAGUAAAAUCUAUUGGUUCUUAAAUGGGUUAUUUUUAAGUAUUACUCUUGGAUUACUCAUAUUCUAUGAAAUAAAUUAUUUCUUAUUUUAAAAAGGGAAAAUAUCUGAAUAUUCCUUACAUUUAUUUCAAGUUUCUGAUUACAUUAUUCUUCUCAACUUAACUCUAAUUAUAAGGAAAUAAGAUUUCGCAGAAUUUGAGAACUUGGGCUUUUGGAAAAAUAAAUUACCAAUGAUCGAUUAAUCAAAAUCUCAAAGACCAAUCUAAAUAAUAUUUAUUAUCAACAACUUUCUAAUUUUUUCUUCACAUUUAUUUAAAAAAAAAGUGGAAUUUGAUGAAUCUAAUGUUUAUGGGACAUUAUUGAUGUCUAAUUGGAUAUGUAUAUUCUUAUUAUUUGAAGUAUUAUUGUUGGAAUAGAUGUUAGAAUUACAGAAUAUCAAACCAUAAAAAAUCUAACUGAAACUUAUGUAUUAGCAAAUAAUUAAAACUAAUUAUAUGUAAUUAUAGGUUAGUACAAUCCAAUAUGUAAUAAUAAUAUAAUUUGAAAGAAAUUUUUAUGAAAGGGUUGUUGAAUGAUCGAUAAUAUCAUUUUACAACUUUAUUCAAAUUCAUAGGAAUAUCUCAAUAUUUAGAAGAUAAAUUUAAAAGUCUUCAAAAAAAUAAUUAAGGAAAAUGAG